Molecule: messenger RNA, 4201 nt
Organism: Ogataea polymorpha
Lineage: Eukaryota; Fungi; Ascomycota; Pichiomycetes; Pichiales; Pichiaceae
Exons: 1
Coding region: 1-981 (326 amino acids)
Biological process (GO): retrograde vesicle-mediated transport, Golgi to endoplasmic reticulum
Cellular component (GO): membrane; SNARE complex; endoplasmic reticulum
Source: RefSeq, a predicted model, not a curated record
AUGUUUGACCACACUCCUUUUUUCCUCAAGUGUGUGGCAAUCUACGAGCAGGAGCUGCAACAGUCUGGCCCGCGGCCAGCGGUCAAACAGCCGCCGCGCCACAGCAAGCUGACGGCCGGGAACACGUUUGUUCAGGACUCGAUCAAGCUCAACACCAUGAUCCUCCAGCUGGGAUCGUUUAUCAAUGAGAUCCAGACAGACUACCUGCUCAGCCACUCUAAAAAGCUGUCGGAGGCGGACAAGGACGAGAUCGACACGAACUUCAAGGUGCAAUUGGGCAUCCUCAACAAAAAGCUAGAGAGCCUGCGAACGUACGCCGAGCUGCUCGACAAGCAGCUCGAAACCAGCAACCCCGUCGAGGAGCUCGGCCGAAACCUGCUCACGAUGGGCGAGUAUGGCCAGACCGCCACGAUCGCCAACAAUACAGUCAUGGAAGUCCGUGCCAACAUCCUCAAGUCGCUCGGGUUGCGGCUGACCAAGAUCUCUGCGCAUUUUGUUUCCAUCAGCAGUCGGCGGAUGGAGCGCAAAAAGGAGCUCGCAAGGUCAACGCUCAACGCCAGCACGUACCUGCAGCAGGCGUCGUACGAGCCACUCGAGCAAGAGGUCGCGGAAAAGGCCAUUUCCAGCGAGUAUGGCGAGCUGACUGCGGAGCUUGGCCAGCAGCAGUUGCAGCAGCUAUCGCAGGAAAACGAGUCGCUUUUGCUGGAGAUGAAGAACGCACAGAUCGAGAGCGUCAGCCAGAUCGAGCAGUCGAUGCUCGAGAUAUCCUCGGUCAUCAACGAUAUCAAUCUACAGCUGCAUCUGCAGAACGACGCCAUCUCCGUGCUGAGCUCGCACCAGGACGACACCGUGGCCAACCUCAAGAUGGGCAACACACAGCUUGUCAAGGCCAACGAGCGAGCGAAACGGUCCGGCCAGAACCUCAGCUACCUGAUCCUAAUUCUCAGCUUCCUGCUGCUGGUUAUAGACUAUAUACUGUGACGAAAUAUUAUGCCACCAGCUCGAGGAUUUUCCCGGCGCCGAUGCUCCGCCCGUCUUUACGGACCACCACGCGGCCCAGCUUGUGGUUCUGUGCGACUGUCAAAAGGGGCAGCUCUCGUUCGAGCAGCUCCACCACGACCACGGCGGUGUUGUUCGAGCUCAGGUGGCGCCGUUUUUUGCUCAGGCCGUCUUUAGUCACGAUCGACUCGAUCUCGCUCAGCCGCGACGGCACAGAGAUCCCGUUCUUGAACAGCACGAACGGCGUGCCCACGAGAAGCGGCCGCUCGAUGUUGAACAGGUUUAGCUCGCACUUGAAUUUUUUCACAGGUUGCAGGACGUUCGACGCCAAAGUCACCACGUCUCCUAUUUUGAUGUUUUCACACGACGCCAGCUUCUUCAGCUUCAACUCCACAAACUCGCCCUCCUGCGCAAGUUUCUGCAGAUCGUGCUUGAUCACCGACGACCCAACGCUCGAGGCCGUGAUCGAGAUCGAGUCCACGACAGCCGUCUCCUGGCUCGGAGAAAUGCUCACCGUCUCGCCGGGCUGGACGAUUCCCGAGUUGAUCCUCCCGCUGAUCACCAGCUCGUCGUUCUUGCUGGACUCUCGGAUAUCGCUGAUUACCAUGACAAAAGGCCAAGUCUUGUCCACAACGUGACUGACCGCUCGAUUUUCCUGCUCCAAAACUUGCAGCAGUGUAGGACCCGUGUACCACGACAGAUUCUUGCUUGGCUUGACAACGUUGUCGCCGAGGAAACCCGACGUCGGCACAAAAACCAGGUUCGCCACGUCGUACGCCAGCUCGUCGACGAGAAACUGUCUAAUCUGGUCGCAAAUCGCGUCGUACACCGUCUGCGACCAUUGCGUGACGUCCAGCUUGUUGAUCGUCACCACACACCGCUCGAUGCCGAGACUCUUGGCAAUGGUCAAGUGCUCUUUGGUCUGGCCCUGGUUGCUGAACCCGCUCUCGAACGAGUUUGCGUCGAUGUUCAUGACCGCUAGGUCGGCCUGGCUCACUCCGUUGAUCAUCUGCGGAACGUAGUCUUGAUGGCCCGGAGAGUCGAUAAUGGUAAACUUCUGCGUUGGCGUCUCGAUCUGUGUCUGACAAAUGUCGACCGUGACGCCUCGGGAACGCUCCUCCUGCGUCUGGUCCAUAAUCCAGGCGAGCGAGAACGACGACUUGCCCAUCGCUUCGCUCUCUUUAGUGAGCUUGUGCAGCGUCUUGGAGUCGACAAUUCCCAGAUCGUAUAGCAGCCGGCCGAUCAGCGUGGACUUGCCCGAGUCGACGUGGCCGAUCACGACAAACGACAAGUUUGGCUUGCUGUUUCUCUUGGCCAGCUCGGCGUCGAUAUCGAUUUUCUGUUUCGGCUUCGAUGCCACCGGCUUUGGCUCUUUUAUCUUGAUCUUGGCCACUUUCUCUGUGAGGUUCUCUACUUUGCGGUCGUCGGGUCCCGGCUUCGCAAAAUUCGCAGCGGCUUUCUUCGCUAGAUCGGUGUUAGUAUACAGACUGAUUUCGGGCAACGGAGACGGUGGCUCUGUGGGGCGCACAAAAAGAAGAGAAAUUAGACUCGACGGAGCGGUAGUCAGUAUGCUGAAUGAUGUAGUAGACGGAAGCGGAGGAAGUAGGGGGACGGGCUCGGCAUCUUCCUGUUUCUGUAUUUCCAGAACCCCCUGUUCUUCCUGUUUGGUCUCGGCCGGUUUUGGCCUUCUCAAUCUCUCUCGUUUUGGCGUGUUCUUGACCUUCCCAAGAAGACCAGACAACCCCUCUCUGCCCUCGUUUCUGAGCCCGCGCAGGCCCGUGCGUUCUCUGCGUUGCUGUGCCAGCAGCUCCAGCUUCGACAUUGGCCGUUCUACUUGUUAGAAUCCAAUUGGGACCACCCUCAGGGACCACCCAUACGUACUCAUCAUACUCACGCUUGUAGUUCUGCUUCACCUCCUCAAAGGAGUCUUCUACGCUGAAAUAGUUGCUCCAUAGAAUUUCUUUCAACGCCUUUUCGUCCACCUGGUAAUUCUUCGCCAAGGCCUUGAUUUUGGGAAGAGCGUCGUACAACUGGUCGUAUUCGUCGUCGUUCAACGCGUCUUCGUCAAACCCCAAGUCCUCGUUUUCGUAAUCGCGCAAGUCGUCGUCAUCGAAGCCCCCCAUAGGGAAUAAAUAUUAAAUAAAUAAUAAAAGGUAUGCUAAAAAAACCAGUGUGUCGUACACACCCAUAGCUGGUGUCUGGGUGAAAAUUAAAAUUGCUGGAGCGAGACCCGCGGCGUCAUGAUUUGUUCAGCAAGUCGCUGACGCGAGCUUUUAUGCAGUAGGGACACAUCAUGUGGUUGCAGCGGUUGCAAUCAAACCGAUUAAUGGUUUUCGCGAGCAGCUGGUCGGCCAUGGAAUUCCAGUAGUCGUCGUCCGAAAUGUUGGGGCCCGCAGUUUUCAGCUGGCUGCGUUCCACGACAAAAUGGUCUAAAUCGCCGUAGCUCUUGCCACACUGGCAACAGUACCACUGUAUGAUCUUCAUCUGGUUGAGGCCCUUGAGCUUGGCGACAGACAGCUGGCCCAGAACGUUGAUGGCCUCGUCCUCCUCUUUGAUAGAAGUCGGAAUGGGCAGAUCCUCGUGCACGUACUUGACGCCAUGAAUCUCUCGGAUAAGUCGUUUGACCUGGUCGUGCGAAAACUUGUACUGGUUGGGCGCUGGCUCGCACGUUGGCGUGAGCGACUCCUCGGAAACCCUCGGCUUGUCAUUCGGGUUGGGCUCGGAAUGUCUAUAAAGGUUGCUUCCGGGCGACGAAAGCGUGGUGAAGGAUCUGUGCGGGCCGAAUUCCGAAGACCACAGGCUGCCCAGGCUGAUGGACUGGGUGGAGUCGCGUCGUAGAAAGCAAUCGUAAAUGUUGCUUCCGGCGUAGGUGAACUGCUCGUCCAGCGGGGUUCUCAAAGGCGAGUUUGCGGAGGUCGGUGUGUUGGACGGCGAGCCGAGAAAAAGGUUGGGGUUUUGUUCGAGGCUUGAAUGUCGGAACUGGUCCUCUAGAUCAUGAAUAUGUACCGGAUCGAUCUCAAGUUUUGGUAGCUUUAUCCGCUUUUUCGAGGGGCUUGAAGCGUAUCGUCUGAGACUCAGUGGCUUGUGGUUCUCCCCUUGUGUGCUCAUGGAAGGAACGGUGCUAAUGAGGGUGUUAUAUGUGAAAUGACAUAAAUGGCUCGGCUACCGGGAACAAUGUGUUUUUUAUAGAUAAGUCGACUUC